Messenger RNA from Sander lucioperca (pikeperch), 1225 nucleotides. RefSeq names its product receptor-interacting serine/threonine-protein kinase 3-like. The transcript has 10 exons. Gene Ontology annotation, molecular function: ATP binding; JUN kinase kinase kinase activity. NCBI's taxonomy places the organism in Eukaryota, Metazoa, Chordata, Actinopteri, Perciformes, Percidae. The record is from RefSeq and is a predicted model, not a curated record. Bases 107 to 1225 code for a protein of 372 amino acids. Gene Ontology annotation, biological process: protein phosphorylation.
UGAAGAGGAAGAGAAGAGAAGAGCAGCUUCAUCUCUGCCAGAGUUUCCUCGACACACGAAGGUUUAAAGAGUGUUUAGGUCGACCUGAAGAGUUCAGCAGUGAACUAUGGCACACAUCGUUAAAGACUCCAGCCUGGGGGACUGGGAGGUGAUUGGAAGAGGGGGUUUUGGACAAAUCUACAAAGCCAGGCAUCAUCAGUGGGGCUUUGACGUGGCCAUUAAACUACUUCUUCAAGGCGAGGGGACCGAGAAGUCUUUGCUGCGUGAGAUCAAGAUGAUGCGUCAAGCCACCAGCCCGCAUGUUAUGGCCGUCAGAGGGAUCUUCAAGGGUCAAACACCCUCCUCUCGCGGGUCAACACAGCUUGGUGUGGUCAUGGAGCUCAUGAAGAGAGGAUCAUUGGCCUCCCUACAGGCAGCAUUGAGGGGAACUCCACCCUGGCCGCUGGUCUUCAGACUGGCUCACCAAGUGGCUCUGGGUAUAAACUACCUCCACAGUCUGCCCCGUCCUGUGCUCCACCAGGACCUGAAGCCCCAAAACGUGCUGCUGGACGACUUUCUCAAUGCCAAGCUUACAGAUUUUGGCCUUGCCCGGAUUUCCUGCAGCGUCACACAGGUUCCAAAGAAUGGUGAACCACAAGGAGGGACGUUUAACUACAUGCCACCAGAGGCUUUUGAUCCAUCGUAUGAACCUACCAGAGCCUUUGAUAUCUACAGUUAUGGGAUACUCCUUUGGUCCAUUGCCACAGGGAAACAACCAUAUGAAAAUGCAAAGCCUGCCUUAGUGAUGCUUCGCAUCCCGGAGGGGGACCGGCCAAAGCUGGAUGAUAUCAAGGGCGAUGCUGCCGGGUUGAGAGAGUUGACAGGACUGAUGAAGAGAUGCUGGGAUCAUAAACCUGAACGAAGGCCCAGAGCCCUUGAGUUUACAACUGAGACAGAACAAUUGUUCAAGAUGCACAAACAUGAACUCAAUAAAGCUGUCUAUGAAGUGCUGAAGAAACUGGACCAAAAGGAAGAAGAAGACAUGGCAGCAGGAGAGCAGGUUCAGAGGGAUCAAAUCCCUGGGGCUCCAGUGGAGGGGAUCCAACAGGCCCUGAGAGGAUUGGAUCUGCCUGCUGUGGACCCUCUCAGGUAUGAACACACAACAAGAGCUCAAACUCUGCUGGUGCCUCUAAUUUCUUGUCCUUCAGCUGAAGAACUUCUUAUUUCUGUUCAGAGGAGAGAGUAG